CCAGAGCCAGGUGGAGACAUUGGAUGUGAAUAUGAAGGUGAUAAAGGAGUGGAUGGAGGGAGCAGAGAAAGAGAUGGACCAGAUAGAGAACCAGGGACCCAACGACCCUGUGCUCAAGGGUCUGCGUGGGGACUUGGAGGUGAUGCAUGGUAAGGUGGAGGCGGUGCGGGUGCUACACCAGGGUCUGAUGGGUACUUGUGGGGAACACUGCCAGGCACAGCUGGGGCCCAAACUGGAAAAACUCAACCAGCGUUUUGACAGCAUCGCACAGCGCAUCACUGCAGGACAGGCAGCAGCAUCAGCGGUGGAGGUGGAGCAGUUCCACAGUGAAGCUAAGAUCUGGCUGGACCUGCUGGAGGAAGAAGAGAAACAGGGAGAGAACCUGAAGGAGGAAGAUUUCACAGGACAGGACGGGAACUGUGAAGAGGGGGCAGUGAAGGAGCUGUUGCUGAAAGGACAGAAGCUACAGAGGAGAGUUCCAGACCUGGACAAGAAAGAACAGAUCAGAAUCAAACACAAUCAGCUCAACACUAAAUACAACAGUGUCAUGGACCUGCGUGGUGUGAGGAGGAGGAAGGCCCUAGCGAUAGCCCCCCAGUGGUAUCAGUACCGUAGGAAGACUGAUGACCUUCUCCAGUGGCUGGACGACAUUGAGAGGAGCGUGGCUGAACUACCUGAUCCAGCAGAGGAACAGAGGGUUAAGGAGAUUGGCUCAGAGUUCGAUGAGAAGAGUGAGGAUCUGAAAGAGGUGCAGGGAUUGGCCAAAGAACUGUCAGACGCAGGGGCGACCUCGCUGGUGCAGCCCCGCCUCCUCCAGCUCAACACACGCUGGCAGGAGGUGGAGGCUAAAUUCACCCCCUACCGCCGACAAAGUGAGUACCUGGGAGAGCUGCAGACCCUGCUACGUUCCGUCUCUGAGACAGAUUUCCAACUGAACUCUCCUGAGUACUGGCAGGCCGUCUUCUACAACCUACCCCAGCAGGGACAGUGCCUUCAGGAGGUGAAGGUGAAUCUGAAGAACCUCCGCCCCCCUGUAGAGGGCGCUCUAGCCAGGAGAGAGGAGGUGGUGGCCAUCGCCACUCCAGCAGAGAGAACCAGGGUCCAGGAGACAGCUCUGCUGCUCAACACUAACUGGGACAAAGUCAACAAGCUGUACCUGGACAGGCUCAGGCGCUGGGAGACGUCUAAUGCUAAGUGGCUGAAGUUCGUAGCGGACCAGAAGGUGCUUGGUGAUUGGUUGAGUGGUGCGGAGACCACUCUGAAACAGGCGAAGACAGACCCUGCUGAGACCAGACCACACCUUUAA
Messenger RNA from Oncorhynchus gorbuscha (pink salmon), 1306 nucleotides. RefSeq names its product dystrophin-like. The coding region runs from base 32 to 1306 and encodes 424 amino acids. The transcript is spliced from 9 exons. Lineage: Eukaryota; Metazoa; Chordata; Actinopteri; Salmoniformes; Salmonidae. The record is from RefSeq and is a predicted model, not a curated record. Gene Ontology annotation, cellular component: plasma membrane. Gene Ontology annotation, biological process: synaptic signaling. Gene Ontology annotation, molecular function: protein binding.